This is a messenger RNA of Daphnia pulicaria, 1913 nucleotides long. Its product is annotated as death domain-associated protein 6-like. Bases 90 to 1613 code for a protein of 507 amino acids. The transcript has 7 exons. Gene Ontology annotation, molecular function: histone binding. The record is from RefSeq and is a predicted model, not a curated record. Lineage: Eukaryota; Metazoa; Arthropoda; Branchiopoda; Diplostraca; Daphniidae.
UAUUGGACUUCUUUUGAAUUCAACACUAUCUGUUGGUGUGAGGAGGCAAAGUGCAAAACAUUUUAAAAAAGUUCAAAUUUUGAUAGAGAAUGGAAGAUCCAUCACCUAAUGUGAAUGAAAGUAAAGUUUGUGUUGUUGAACUUGUGGAAGCAUGUGUUGAACAGAAGUCGACAAACACGACUGAAAUCCUUAGUGAAAACGCAUCCUCUAGUGCAAACGAAGCACCAGAAACUAACACGAAUGGAAAUAGUGAUGCAUGUGAAUCACUAUUGUUGGAACAGUUUAUUACAGCAUGCACACCACAUUUGAAAAUCCCUGGCGAUGAGCCAAUCAUUGAAAAGCUUAAAAAACACUAUGGCAAAGUUGAGAAAGAGUGCCGGAAAACAAAAAAAUUUACCUCUGAAAUGAGCAGGAUUUCUUCACAAAUCAACAACAGCGAUAUAUACAUCAUCAUUCAAGAGCUACUGAGUUAUUUUAAAAGCUGUAGUGCUAAAACAGCUAGUAAGAAACAAGCUCACAUAAAAAAACUGGAAAGCUAUCUAGAGAAACUAGAUGAAAAAAUAAAGGAACUGACAUCACAAGAAGUUGAUUUGGAUGCUGAAGAAAAUUCAAAUUAUGUGCUGGAAUGCAGGUACAAAAAACGGUUUGCCUUUGUGUACGGAAAACUCUGUGAUAUCGUCGGAUACAACAAGAACGACCCCAAACCAAAAAUAGAAUAUCAAGGUACUAGGUAUCCAGAAAUCAACCAAAAUAUAUCGAGAUAUCUGAGGAGAAAUGACGAAUUUCCCGAUUUUAAGGAUAUUCUUGAAAUCAUUUCCGAAACCAAUGAACAAGCCGGUCUGCGUAUGUCUGAAGAAAAUGUCUCGAGAAUGACAAGGGAGGUUUUCGAGGAGGUUGGCGUUAAGCUGAAAAAAAGACGAAUGGAAGAAUUUGAAUCAACUUUUGGUUGCCAUCUUACCGACGAUGUAGACGAAGCCAAUGAUCCGGCCGCUAUGGACCCUGAUUUAAGUGAAAAGCUUGCAAACAAUCAGAAGUUAGCCUCAAAGCGUCUUGAUGAAGUGAUGGAAAGCUAUGUUUUAAAACAAGAAACGCGUGGUGAAGAAGAGAGCAAGGACUCUAAUGAUGAUGACGACGAUGGCGAUGACGACGAUGGCGAUGAAGAAGAAGACGACGACGAAGAAAUGGGAGACGUGGACGAUGACAAUUUGCUUAUUGAAUUUGAAGAUUCCAAGAGUUCUUUAUUACCGUCAGGAGCUGAGGAUUCUGAAAUCGACCAACUCGCUUGCCCAUUGACAAAUAGUACAAAAACUCCCUUGUCGGAACCGGCAGUAGUUCAGAAAAUUGAACAUUCAGAACCUUCAAAAAAUGGUUUUUUGGCUGAACUGGACGUGAAACCAAAGGUGGAGCUUUUAACAUCAGCACCCAAAAGCAAUCCUUCUAUGGACACCAUUGAAAUUACUACAGUUACUAAUCGUGAAUCUGUUUUAAGCGUUCGUAAUCCGUUGCGAGCUCUAAAACGAAAAGGUCCUGAAAUGAUUGUCAAAUUGUCACCUAAGAAAAAAGCUCCUAUUAAGCCCUACGACGAUGAUGAUGUCAUCGUUUUAUCAGAUUGAAAAAUUUAUGGAGUUCCUGUGCUGUCAUUUCUUUCUGUAUUAUUCCACCAAAUUUCAAAAAUUAAAUUUAUCGAGAUCGACUGGAUUUCGUUCAACAUAAUGUUUGAUGUGAUGAGUUGCUAUUUUGAAAAUAACGGAGUUCCUCUCGCUGGUUAUUAAACCAGAUCUUAUGGAAGACGCAUAUUUCAAUACCAAUACAUCAUCUGUUUCAAUAGGGUAUUUCCAUCGGUCCAACGAAUCCAACAUCUGCAUCACAAAAAAGAUAAAACGAAAUAAUAAAAAUCAUGUCUGUUUUCACAA